Orycteropus afer afer is the source of this 1680-nucleotide messenger RNA. It is a transcript of the gene TRAF3IP2, whose product is annotated as TRAF3 interacting protein 2. NCBI's taxonomy places the organism in Eukaryota, Metazoa, Chordata, Mammalia, Tubulidentata, Orycteropodidae. The transcript has 8 exons. Bases 1 to 1680 code for a protein of 559 amino acids. The record is from RefSeq and is a predicted model, not a curated record. Gene Ontology annotation, biological process: positive regulation of canonical NF-kappaB signal transduction; humoral immune response.
AUGAACCGAAGCAUUCCUGUGGAAGUCGAUGAAUCAGAACUGUACCCAAGUCAGUUGCUGAAAGCAAUUCCAGAAUAUUCCCUGGGAGAGGAAUCAGCUCCAACUGCUCCAAAUACAAGGGACAUGGAACUCACAAGCUUGUCUGCACUCCAGACCCCUCACUGUUCCUCAGGAGAGGCUACUCAAGCUCACUCGCCCCUGAAACUUGCAAAUCAUCAGUGGCCUGUGUCCCAGCAGGCCACCUGCCUACACAAUACAGUCCUGGAGGAGAGUGAAGACAGCUUCUGCAGGAGACACACAGACCUGGGCAAAGAUUUUCCCUCAGGCCCCUCUGUGGCCAGUGAAUCUGACUCUGAGUUAAUGAUUGGAGCCUUCCUUCCAGAACAUCAGUUUUCAUUUAUAGAAAAACGUAAUCAAUGGCUGGGAUCUCAGCUUUCAGCAGCUUCUCCUGACACUGGCCAUGACUCAGACAAAUCAGGCCAAAGUUUACCUAAUGCCUCAGCAGACUCCUCAGGCAGUGGCCAAGAGACAGUGCAAAGGCCCCACAGGAACCCAGCAGCCCCAGAUCUGCCUACUAUCGACACUGGGUAUGACUCUCAGCCCCUGGAUGUCCUAGGCAUCAGGCAGCUGGAAAGACCCCUACCCCUCACCUCUGUGUGUUACCCCCAGGAUCUCCCCAGACCUCUCAGGUCCAGGGAUUUCCAUCAGUUUGAACCUCAGAGGUAUCCAGUAUGUGCACAGAUGCUGCCUCUCAACCCUUCCCCACAUGCUCAGUGGAACUAUCACUACCAUUGUCCUGGAGGUCCAGACCACCAGGUGCCAUAUGGCCAUGACUACCCUCGAGCCGCCUACCAGCAAGUGAUCCAGCCAGUUCUUCCUGGGAAGCCCCUACCCGGAGGCCCUCACCCUGUGCAGAAGGUCAUUCUGAAUUAUCCCAGCCCUCAAGACCAAGAAGAGAGACCAGCACAGCAACACUACUUCUCCCCAGGGCCCUCCAGGUAUGGGGACCAGCUGUAUAACCAGACACCUAACAGAGCUGGAGCUCUUAAGGACUCCUUGGAGUGCCCCGCAGGUCUGAGACCACAGGGUCCCCGGGCUGCAUCCCCAGCUGCUGCUCCUCGACCCCCUAGUAACCCUCCAGCCAGAGGAACUCUGAAAACAAGCAAUUUGCCAGAAGAAUUGCGGAAAGUCUUUAUUACAUAUUCUAUGGACACAGCCAUGGAGGUGGUGAAAUUUGUGAACUUUCUGUUGGUAAACGGCUUUCAAACUGCGAUUGACAUAUUUGAGGACAGAAUCCGUGGCAUUGAUAUCAUUAAAUGGAUGGAGCGCUACCUUAGGGAUAAGACAGUGAUGAUAAUCAUAGCAAUCAGCCCCAAAUACAAACAGGAUGUGGAAGGCGCUGAGUCGCAGCUGGACGACGACGAGCAUGGCUUACAUACUAAAUACAUCCAUCGAAUGAUGCAGAUUGAGUUCAUAAAACAAGGAAGCAUGAAUUUCAGAUUCAUCCCUGUGCUCUUUCCAAAUGCUAAGAAGGAACAUGUGCCCGCCUGGCUUCAGAACACUCACGUCUACAGCUGGCCCAAGAAUAAGAAAAACAUCCUGCUGCGGUUGCUGAGAGAAGAAGAGUAUGUGGCUCCUCCCCGGGGCCCUCUGCCCACCCUUCAGGUGAUACCCUUGUGA